GUUUCUCCUCCCAUCACCCCACGAACGGAUUCCGCCCUUCAGCUCCCCGUUUCAUCUCCUUAAUCUUCCCCAAUUCGUAACUGAGGCAGAAAUCAAGGUAGGGCGGCCGCCCUACUGGGUCCUCCGCGGGUGCUGUAGAUUGAUUGGCGGGUGGCACGGAGCACACGAUGGAGGUGGACUCGGCUCCGGUGGAGGAAGAGCUGGCUUUCGCCGCCAAGCAGCACGAAGACGACGACGACGACGGGGAGGACGUCUCGCCCGGCAGCAAGGAGCUCGUCGCCAUGGUGGAGGCGGCGGCGGAGAGCAUCGAGCUGGACGUGGCCGCCGAUAAUAGGGCGGCGGCGCCCGACGGGGACGACCGGACGCCGAGGGACGGGAUGGUGUUCAAGUCGUACGAGGAGGUGCUCAACUUCUACAAGCGCUACGCGCUGCGCUCGGGGUUUGGCGUUUGUGUGAAGAAGUCGUCCUUCACCAAGGCCGGCCUCUGCCGGCGGCUGGUGCUCGUGUGUAACAAGUGGGGGAAUGGGAAGGAGGACGCCUGCUACCAGGCGAGGCCGACGGCCAAGACCAACUGCCAGGCCACCGUCGUCGCGAGGCUGUGGGGGGAUGGGUUGCUGCACCUGACGGACGUCAGUCUCGAGCACAACCACGCGUUGAAUCCCUCGGCGGCUCGCUUUCUGAGGUGCUACAAGACGUUGCCCAGUGGGAUGAGCAAAGAUCUAGUGGUUAGGGCCGCCAGAGGCGAAUGCUUGACUUCCGGUGGCGACACUGAGGUCCUGAUGUUUGAUGACUGGGGGCGGCUUAAGAUCAGGGAGGGUGAUGUUCAGGCCAUCAAUGGUUUCUUUGGGGAGAUGCAGGCAAAGCAGCCAAACUUCUUCUAUGUCAUGGAUUUUUAUGUGGAGGGUAAUCUACGGAGUGUUCUUUGGGCUGAUGCAAGAUCCAGGGAAGCAUACCAAUAUUUUAGCGAUGCUAUUUGGGUCGACACAAGCUGCUUGAGGAAGAAGUUUGAUGUUCCGCUUGUUUUAUUUCUUGGGGUGAAUCAUCAUGGUCAGCUGGUUUUGUUAGGCUGUGGCUUGCUUUCAGACGAGAGUACAGAGAGCUUCCUAUGGUUGUUCAAGUCAUGGCUAACUUGCAUGAAGGGUCAGCUUCCAAACGCCAUAAUUACUGAUGAGUGUGUGGCGAUAAAAGCUGCGGUUCGAGAAGUAUUUCCAAAAACACGCCAUAGAAUAAGUGAUUGGCAUAUAGUCAGAAGUAUUUCAGAAAAAUUAGGAGAGUUAGCAGAAUAUGAAUCAAUUAAAACUGAAUUGGAGGCUGUAAUAUAUGAUUCCUUGAAGGAUGAUGAGUUUGAGGCAAGGUGGAAGAACUUGAUUGAUAGAUUUGGCCUUCAGGAUAAUGAAUGGAUCAUCUUUCUGUAUGAAAAUCGACACUUGUGGGUCCCGUCCUUCCUGAAAGAUGCCUUAUGGGCUGGAUUGUCUGUUAACCACCGGGAAAACCCAGGUGCAUUUUUUGAUGAUUCAUUAAGCCGAGAAACCACAUUGGUGUCGUUCCUUAGCAGCUACAUGAUUCUUGUACAGAACAAGCACAAGAUGGAGCAACAGGAUGAUUUUGAGUCAUUAAGUAGCAGCAGGGUCCUUGUAUCCAAAUUUCCUAUGGAAGAGCAGCUAUCCAAAAUUUACACCUUGAACAUGUUUGUGAAAUUCCAGGAUGAGCUAAAAUCAACCAUGCAAUGCCAAGUUCAGCUGGAUGGUUCGACAUCUUCUUUUGUAGUUAUUGAUUUAGCAGAACCAGGCAGAGAGAUGGUGAAUAAAAAGUAUGAGGUUGUUCACUGUAUGGAGACUAACAGGAUGGAGUGUAACUGUGGCCUAUUUCAGUUUAGUGGAAUUGUUUGUCGGCAUGCAUUAUCGGUGCUUAAAUGGCAGCAAGUGUACGAUAUCCCCCCUUGUUAUGUACUUAACAGGUGGCGGAGCGACUUUAAGCAGUUGCAUGUUCUGGAUAAUCCAUUGAAGGAUUUAGUGUCGAGUAAUCAUGUUGAGCGUUACGAUCAUAUUACUUUGCAGUGUCUCCGCCUUGUUGAGAUUGGAAUGGUUUCAGAUGAGAAGUAUCAGCAUGCGUUAAAACUAAUAAGCGACAUGAAAAGGACUCUUCUUGAUGAUAAUUUGUGUCGUGAAUUGGAGCACAAACUUUCACCAUCUGAACGUGCAAUUGCAAAUGGCGAUAGCCAUGCACAGCCUGGUUCAUCUGAGGUGGGUCCAUCCAAAAAGCGCCGUGGCCGUCCUCCUAAAAAGAGUAAAGAGAUAAGCAUGGAGUCUGUAUCAAAUCAAUAUGGCAACAAGGAUUCUUUACUUGUAUCAUCAGAUGCAAGCCAGAAGGAUGCUUUUCAUUCUACUUCGACUGCCUCCAACCUUGGUACUCAUGUCAGGCCACAUGGUGUUGAUGAUCUUAUGGAAGAAGUUAAUCCUAACGAGUUAUCAUUUGAGAGCCGUUAUGGGGUGCAAUCUAGCCAUCCACAUCAUUAUGGUGAUCAGCUACAUCCUGGCAACACCUUGCAGUUUGGUCAACAGACGCCAUCAGCAGAGCAAUCUAGGGGAGUCCAGUGGGUGUAUCCAAAUAUAUUUCAGGAUGAUCAAGCGCCUUAUGGCAGGCGGACAUCUUGAAUGCUGAAACAAGAGGUUACGAUGGCAGGUUUUAGAUCAGAUGUACAGAAGAGUCUGCAACCCAAGGGGGAGACCAAUGGGCCUGUGUGGCUCCAGGGUCUAUUAGCUUCAUCUAUCUGACAUCAGAGGCUGCGUGGGGAGAAUGCAUGCAGCACCAGCUGUUGAUCUAGUUUCAUCUACGUAGAAACUAACAGGAAUGUUGUCACGCGACAUGGCUGGCCAUAUCUGAUCCUUGACGAGAACUCGAUAGCUUUCUUGAACUUUGAAUCUGCUAACCAAGUUAUGUUACCCAGUCGCGACUUGGCCACUCAAUAGCUUUCCUGAAGAUGCCACACUAUGUGAAUGUCGUUUGACAACUCAACAUUUUUUGUAAAUUGUUUUGUCACGUGAUAUCCAUGUGAUGGAGAGAAUUGCCCGAGUAGUA
This is a messenger RNA of Brachypodium distachyon (stiff brome), 3078 nucleotides long. Its product is annotated as protein FAR1-RELATED SEQUENCE 6. Gene Ontology annotation, molecular function: zinc ion binding. NCBI's taxonomy places the organism in Eukaryota, Viridiplantae, Streptophyta, Magnoliopsida, Poales, Poaceae. The coding region runs from base 168 to 2654 and encodes 828 amino acids. Gene Ontology annotation, biological process: regulation of DNA-templated transcription. The record is from RefSeq and is a predicted model, not a curated record. The transcript has 6 exons.